Messenger RNA from Empidonax traillii (willow flycatcher), 2789 nucleotides. It is a transcript of the gene DGKI, whose product is annotated as diacylglycerol kinase iota. Gene Ontology annotation, cellular component: nucleus. Gene Ontology annotation, biological process: lipid phosphorylation; intracellular signal transduction; diacylglycerol metabolic process. NCBI's taxonomy places the organism in Eukaryota, Metazoa, Chordata, Aves, Passeriformes, Tyrannidae. The transcript is spliced from 28 exons. Bases 93 to 2462 code for a protein of 789 amino acids. Gene Ontology annotation, molecular function: ATP-dependent diacylglycerol kinase activity; protein binding. The record is from RefSeq and is a predicted model, not a curated record.
UUCAGCAAAAGUUUUCCUUCCAUAGUAAAGAGAUAGUGGCCAUCAGUUGUUCCUGGUGCAAGCUGGCGUUUCAUAACAAAGUCACCUGUUUCAUGCUACAUCACAUUGAGGAGCCGUGUUCCCUGGGGGCUCAUGCUGCUGUCAUUGUGCCUCCCACCUGGAUCAUUAAGGUGAAGAAACCUCAGGUGGUCUCCAUACCAGGAGACGAGCCUGAUUGGGCAGGAGACUGGAGCCCCGAAGGGGAAACGGGCGUCUCCUACCCCUUUUGGGAGGGUUGGCAGAACUCCUUAAAGACUUCAACACGGCGAAAGAAGAGAACGUCUUUUAAAAGAAAAGCCAGCAAAAGAGGCAAUGAAGAGAACAAAGGCCGGCCGUUUGUGAUAAAGCCCAUCUCCUCUCCACUCAUGAAACCACUGCUGGUUUUUGUUAAUCCAAAAAGUGGAGGGAAUCAGGGCACCAAGGUUCUCCAAAUGUUUAUGUGGUAUUUGAAUCCACGCCAGGUCUUUGAUCUCUCUCAGGAUGGGCCAAGAGAUGCGCUGGAGCUGUACAGAAAAGUGCCAAAUCUGAGGAUCCUGGCCUGUGGCGGGGAUGGGACGGUGGGCUGGAUCCUCUCCAUUCUUGAUGAGCUGCAGCUCAGCCCCCCACCUCCUGUGGCUGUCCUUCCACUUGGCACUGGGAAUGACCUUGCCCGCACCCUCAACUGGGGUGGGGGUUACACGGAUGAACCAGUGUCCAAGAUCCUCUGCCAUGUAGAAGACGGGACCAUUGUCCAGCUGGACCGCUGGAAUCUGCAGGUUGAGCGCAACCCUGAUUUGCCCCAGGAUGAGCUGGAGGAUGGGGCACGUAAGCUUCCCCUCAAUGUCUUCAAUAAUUACUUCAGCCUUGGAUUUGAUGCACAUGUUACACUGGAGUUCCAUGAAUCUAGAGAAGCAAAUCCAGAGAAAUUCAACAGCCGAUUUAGAAAUAAAAUGUUUUAUGCAGGGGCAGCAUUUACAGACUUUCUGCAAAGAAGCUCAAGAGAUUUAUCCAAGCAUGUUAAAGUUGUGUGUGAUGGUACAGACCUGACUCCAAAGAUCCAGGAGCUGAAGUUCCAGUGUAUAGUGUUUUUAAACAUACCCAGGUAUUGUGCUGGCACAAUGCCCUGGGGAAACCCUGGAGAUCACAGAGACUUUGAGCCUCAGCGCCAUGAUGAUGGCUACAUCGAGGUCAUCGGGUUCACCAUGGCCUCGCUGGCUGCUCUCCAGGUGGGUGGUCAUGGAGAGAGGUUGCACCAGUGCCGUGAGGUGACACUUUUAACAUACAAGUCUAUCCCCAUGCAAGUGGAUGGAGAACCAUGUCGAUUGGCUCCCUCACUCAUUCGGAUCUCCUUAAGGAACCAAGCCAACAUGGUGCAGAAGAGCAAGAGGAGAACAUCUAUGCCUUUGCUGAACGAUCCUCAUUCCAUCCCAGAUCGCCUGCGGAUCAGAGUGAACAGGAUUAAUUUACAAGAAUACGAGGGGCUACAUUACGACAAGGAAAAACUCCGGGAAGCUUCCAUUCCUCUAGGAAUUAUAGUUGUACGAGGAGACUGCGACUUGGAGACUUGUCGUAUGUACAUCGACCGCCUACAGGAGGACCUACAGUCAGUACCUUCUACUACACAGAGAGUUCAUUACCAGGACCAGGAAAGCUCUUUCCCCAGAGUCCUUUCUGUUCAGAGGCUCUCUCCUAGAUGGUGCUUCCUAGAUGCAACUUCUGCUGAUCGUUUUUACCGCAUUGACAGAUCUCAGGAACAUUUGCACUUUGUGACGGAAAUUUCGCAGGACGAGAUUUUUAUUCUGGACCCAGAGAUGGUAAUGUCACAGCAGGUGGGGACGCCACCAGGAAUGCCUGAUCUGGUAGUGGAGCAGGCCUCUGGAAUAUCAGAUCGGUGGAACCCUGCUGUGCGAAAGAGGAUGCUGAGUGACGGUGGCCUCGGCAAGAUCUCCCCCCACUACGAGGUACCUGACAAACAAAAGGACGCCAGCCAGACACAUAUGCUGCAGUCACCAGUUUCUUCAGAAGAUCAAGCACUUUUACAGGCUGCAAUAUCUGGUGAUCUACUGAAGUUCAUAGAAUGCUGUAAAAAAGGAGCCAAUUUGUUAAUCCAAGGACCUGAUCACUGCUCCUUGUUGCACCAUGCUGCCAAGACUGGGAAUGGAGAGAUUGUGAAAUACAUCCUGGAACAUGGUCCAUCUGAAUUACUGGACAUGACAGACAGUGAAACGGGUGAGACAGCAUUACAUAAGGCAGCCUGCCAGCGCCACCGUGCCGUCUGCCAGCUCCUGGUGGAUGCGGGAGCUUCUCUGAGAAAGACAGACUCCAAGGGUAAGACCCCUCGUGACAGGGCUCAGCAAGCUGGUGAUCCAGAUCUGGCUUCCUACCUGGAGAGUCGACAAAACUACCAAAUGGUUUCCCAUGAGGACCUAGAGACAGCAGUCUGAUGUCUGAAAAUGUCAAAGAGGAUCGCUGGAAAUCUCGAGGCUUCACCUGAGGCUCUCAGGCAUGGUGUGAGAAAGAAGCUGAUGGAAUCAACGUGUCUCUCACUCUAGUGGAAAAUACCUGAGGACAUGCCACCAGUUUCUAAGGGCUACUGAGUCUUGCCACAGAAUGGUUAGGUUCCAUAAGUUAGCCCAUGAUGGAUGAGGUGGGACACUCAAAGGUCUGUGGAAUCCAUGGGCCACGGAAAUUUACCUUUAUUGCUUCCAGCAAGUAGCAUGAACUUCUCCCAUGUUCAUCUGUACAAUUUAUUUAAAAAAGGAAGAGGAAGA